Molecule: messenger RNA, 787 nt
Organism: Rhododendron vialii
Lineage: Eukaryota; Viridiplantae; Streptophyta; Magnoliopsida; Ericales; Ericaceae
Exons: 2
Coding region: 16-438 (140 amino acids)
Source: RefSeq, a predicted model, not a curated record
CAAAACAAUUCCUCUAUGUUUGUUAUAUGUUCAUUGGGUGGUAAUAAUUCCUUCUUUGGUCAAGCUAUUCAGGUGCAUGAUAUCUUCACUUCUGUUGAGUCGAAGGCGUUUGUUAAAGCUGCUGAGUCACUUGGGUUUGCUCACCAAGGUAGUCUUGGCCCAACAAAAGGCAAAGCAUACAGAGAUAAUGAUCGUGUUUCUGUGAAUGAUCCAGUUCUUGCAAAUACAAUAUGGGUAUCUGGACUCAACAAAUUAUUUUUUGAUUUUAAGAUACGAGGCAAAGUUGCUGUUGGGUUGAAUCCGAAUAUCAGAUUCUACCGAUACAAGGUUGGUCAGCGUUUUGGACGGCAUAUUGAUGAGAGCGUUGAUCUUGGAGAUGGAAAGCAUACCCAUUAUACUUUGUUGAUAUAUUUAAGUGGUGGUUUCAAACCCAAAUAAAAAAGUGAUAAGAGCAACCCCUCAAGACUCUUCUAACAUCUAGUUGGAGGAGAGACUGUCUUCUACGGUCCCAAAAAUGGUGUUGUAGCUGAGGUGAAUCCCAUUUUCCUUAGGCUGUAUGUUCUACAUUGUUGUACAUUUUGUUAUAUUGCUUUUGUAACUUGCUUAAUUUGAGUAAGGCAAAGCCUUUAAUGAUGGUAUGGCUCUGCUUCUCAUUCAUGGUGAUAAGUGUAUGUUGCAUGAAGCUCGGAAUGUUUCUAAGGGUGUUAAGUAUGUGUCACGAUCAGAUGUAACUUUUGCUUGAUCAAGCUUAUGUAGAUCCUGCAGCCUUGGUACGUUCUUCAUAUUC